Molecule: messenger RNA, 2709 nt
Organism: Dreissena polymorpha
Lineage: Eukaryota; Metazoa; Mollusca; Bivalvia; Myida; Dreissenidae
Product: vasodilator-stimulated phosphoprotein-like
Exons: 13
Coding region: 1167-2609 (480 amino acids)
Molecular function (GO): SH3 domain binding
Source: RefSeq, a predicted model, not a curated record
GACCAGAACCAGGUCUGGUAUGCUGCUGUACUCACAAGCCGUUGUAUGUGAGUCUGAACUUGUGUGAGACUUAUUUUGUGUGAGUCUGAACUAGUGCUUAAGAAAUGAACAACCAGUGUUAUGUUUGUAGACUUCAGGAAGUGCAGAAUUCCUAUGCGUGCAUACAUGUAGCAGUUUUUUUUAACUCUUCAGUGAAGAAGGUGUAAAUCACUGGAUUUACAAUGUGAUGUACUGUUUGCUGGUGGUGCUGUUAGUUACAGUGUGUUGUGGCAUUUUUAAUACAAUAUUAUUUUGCAUUUGUGCUGCGCUGCUUACACUUUUCAAAUAGUGAAUUUUUGGGGAUUUCAUCAUGGUGGAUAGAAGUUGACUUGUAGUAACAGUAUAACAUAUGCUGUUGAAUGAUUUGAUUAAUGAAAACAGAUUUAACAAAAAAGGAUAAGAAAAAUAGCUAAUAAAUUAACUAUAUUGUGUUCAAUUGUUAACAUAAGUUAAUAAAUUAAUAGAAUACUAUUAAUGUGCUACUGGUGAUAGUUGGGCAGUUUGGAACAUCUUUAAUUAAUCUAACUUAAAAUAUUUGGUUAGGUUGUAUUUUGUAUGCUAAAAAAGUGCAUAAAAUAGACAGUAUUGCGGAGACUGUACAAUAACUCACUGGGCACUUGAAAAGCCUUGUUAUCAGUUAAUAUGCUGUAAUCAAGUGGAUAGUUCUGUUUUUUCUCAUGCAUUUUUUACUAAAUUGCAUGAAGGUCAACUGCAUCACAGGUUUUAUGAUGUUUUGUGGUGAUUAAUGACAGCUACUGUGAUAGAUGCAGAUAUAACAACAGAACUGCUUGUCAGCAAAAUUGAUUGGUUGUGGUUAUGUGUAAACCUGUAGGAAAUAUCUUUAUAUGUCUCUGCAAAGGACAAUCAUAGGCAAAAUCACAAAGAUACACGGUUUUCAUUCUGACGGAGAAAUGUAAUUGUAUCGAUUUUUACUAGGAUUUCAAAUUUAACUUAAAGAUGUCAGAUUCCAGUGACACAGCAUUUUUAAGUGUAUUAAUAUCUUCUAUUUUUUAUAUGGCAAGUAAGCUACUUUGAACUGUCCAGUACAUUUAGUAUUAAUUGUGUUAUGCUUAUAAAUAAGUUGUGAUCCAAUGGAUUAAGUGAUUACUACUACUGAAAUUGUAACCAUGACAACUAUGUACCCAUAUAUGGCGGGCGCAGACAGUUGGUAUCAGGAUGAGGAAGACCCGUAUACCUCACCAUACGGUGAAGUCCCAAUAUGCAGCUCCCGGGCAAAUGUGAUGACGUACGAUGAUGGCUCCAAGAAGUGGAUCCCGUGCGGUAACGCACCUGGCCUGUCCAAGGUGCAGAUCUACCAGCACACCGUCAACAACACCUUUAGAGUUGUGGGCAGGAAACUAGCAGACCAUGAGGUGGUAAUAAAUUGCGCAAUACUGAAGAACUUGAAGUACAACCAGGCUACGCCCACAUUUCACCAGUGGAGGGACAGCAGGAGCGUCUACGGUCUCAACUUUGCCAACAAAGAGGAUUCAGACACAUUCUCCAACGCAAUGAUGACAGCUCUGGACAUUCUCAACAAUCAAAGCAGACCGACGUCUGGCCCUCCCCAACCACCAAUGAAUGCGCCACCACCUAGCUACCAACAGAUGAAUUACACACAACAGACAAAUGGACCGCCAGCAUUCAAUGAUCAAGUUGAAAUAAGACCACCAAGACAGCCAUCUGGAGGAGCUCCAGCAAUUUACCAGACAUAUCAGGAGCCACCAGCGCCAGUAUCAGCCCCCGUGGCACCUCCAGUGUCAACAAUUCCCACCCCUCCCGUUGUCCUUGCAGCGCCACCAUUCUCGGGGCCACCAUUACCACCGGCAGGGGGCCCACCACCCGCACCUCCCCCGCCCCCCGCGGGCGGACCUCCUUUACCUCCAGCAGGCAGAGGUCCCCCUGCCCCUCCCCCGCCCCCUGCACCUCCCAGCAUCGAGGGUAUGGGUGGAGGUGGGGGUCUGGCGGCGGCCCUAGCUGAAAAGGCCAAUAGGCUGAAAAAAGUCAGCACUGAACCAGCAGCCCCAUCUGACAGUGCUGCCUCAGGUCGACCCCCUGCUGGGGGUGGUGUGGCGAAUGCAGGGAGGAGUGUUGGGGGCGGCGGACCAGUAGAUCACAUGGCCGAACUGGCAAAGAAGCUUCAGCGGAGGAAGAAUAUAGAAAAUCCUCAAGAAGCCCCCAGUGCUCCCCCACCCAUCCGCACGGUGAGCCCCUCACCGCCCCAAGAAAGAGUCUCUGGGCACGCAGCAUUUGAUAAGCCUGCAACCAAUGGGAACAAAGCCAAUGGCAUGCCCUCACCUGUCUUUCCUAGAAGUGCCGUUAACAAGUUUGGUACACUUCCUGCUCGAAUCAAAGGACCCGGGUCUCCAGCAUUCGUCAGGAGAACUGAUUCAUUGAAAGGGAGCCAGGUAGAUGGAGCAAUGCCGCCAAACAAGACUUCAGAUGAGCCCAGUGCAAUCUCCAGCAGUGAACUUGAGACACUCAAACAAGAAAUUCUCGCAGAGAUGAGGAAAGAGAUCAAUCAAAUGAAACAGGAAAUUUUAGAUGCUAUACGUGACUCAGCUAGAUAGAACCUAGCAAGAAUUAUGACAGUGACAUGGUUUUUAUUAGAUGGAAACUUCCUGAUAUAAUGUGGGAGUGAUGGAGCUGCAAUAGAAUCAAACGAUAUUU